AUGUAUAAAUCAAAAGCUUUAUUUUUAAUUGUUUUUAUUGUUUUCAAUCUAAUAGUUGUGAAAUCUGACAUUGAAGCUUCUGAACUUUAUUGUUUAAGAUGGUUCAUUCAACAGUUUGGCUUAGAUUGGAGUCUAACUUCUGCCGAUUGCACACAAAUAAGUUCAAAUCCUGAAAGAAUAAAGUGUAUAAGAGACGCCGAUCAAGUUGAUCAUAUAUCUUCAUUUACUACCUACUCUUACAAUUCAACUUAUGAUCUACUUCAGCUCAUAGAUCAAUCAGAGAACGUAAAUCUCAACAGCAUUUCUCUUUCAUUUAUCUCCUUUAGCGAUUAUAUUAGUAUAUUUCCUGUAAAUUUGAACCAUCUUACAUCUUUAUCUUUAAGUUUUAAUUUUUUUAAAUCAGAUCUUACCAGUUCUAUAUUUAAACCACCAAUGGCAAGAGUAAUUCUAAACGAAAAUACAUUUGGGUCUGGUACUUUUAAGAUUAAAAAUGAUGGUAGCACUUUUGAUUCUAUGGAUUUCCUAUUUAUAAGAUUGUAUAAUCUUGGAUUAAAUAGCUUGGACUUUAAUGCAGCUCAAUGGCCUGUUCUUAAAACUUUAUCAACCGACCAAAAACUACCAUAUACUCUUAAUAUAGCUUCCAAUUCAAUAGAAAAUUUAAUUUUAGAUCAAUAUCCACUUUCACCUGCACCACCAGCAAAAUGGUUUGCGCCAAAUUUUUCAUUAUCAAUGAAAAAUUCAUUUUUUGAAGGUGAUACUGUUGACUAUGGAUCUCGUACUCCAAACUUAUUGAGUUACAAAAACAAUACCAAGUUAGGCACUGUGCUUUUCGAUUCCAAUUGUUAUUCUUUCUAUAAUUCUGAUUGUAAUUUAACAUCACCAUAUGUUCCAGAUUGUUUCUAUUGCUAUUGGGAGAUGUAUCUUUCAAGUCUUCCACCAAAUACCAAUCCACCACCAGCGGGAUUUCAUUGUAAUUUUACUGUUGAUAAAAGUUUAUACUAUGUUCCAAGUGAUUUAAGUUUGAAAUCCAUUCUUAUCAGUGGAAAUAAUAUAGGAUUAGGAUAUGAUGCAAAAAAUCUAAGUGUCAAUAUUCCAAACAAGUUGUUAACAUAUCGUCUACCUAGUAGCCAAGGAAAAGCAACUUUACAAUUUUCACCAGAAUCAGUUCAUAGAUUUGACAUAGUAUGGGGAGUUGAACCUAAAAUUCAAAGAGCUGGAUAUUUAUAUGUAGAUGAAACUUAUUGUGAAUUUUAUAUUUCAGGAAGAUUCAAUAUGUAUUCUAAUUUUACAGUUCAAGUAUAUAACCAAACUUGUAAUAAUGUCCAAGUCAACAGUACAACUAUUACUUGUAACAUGCCAAUUGCCAAAGCAAAUUACUAUAACAUUACCGUGGAUGACACUAUAACCAACUUGUUCAUUGAUACCGGUAUAUAUGUACCACCAGAACAAAAUAAUUGUGGUGUUAAUGAUCAAUGUAAUGGCAAAGGUGCAUUGCAAGGAGGAGGUGUCAUCGUCAAUCCAUCACCAACAUCACCAGAACCGACCAUCAUCGUAGAAGAUAAGAUUAAGUUCAAGUUUGACAUUGCUUCCAUUCAAGAAAUAGAUUCAGAUUCAUCAAUAGUCAAUGAAGUAUUCACCUCGAAAUGGAAUUCAACAACUAUUACUAUCGAUACACUUACAACGUAUAACUAUUAUAUAACAGUAAAUUCAACAUCGACAUCGAUAAAUGCAACGAUUGAGCAAUCAACAAAAGAUAGAGUGGUUGAAUUUGGAGGUUAUCCAACAACCUAUGCUGCAGGUUCACUUAAGCUGACGAUAAAGAUUAACAAUUGGAGUUAUAAAGACAAGUUGAAUCAUCUUCGAGUUAUCAUGACAACAACCAUUGAGAAUACCAAAGAUGAUUGCGACUCAGAUACGAUUGCCGAUGGUCAAGAUAUCAAUGAUAUCAAUUACUUGAAGGUGAUGAUGAAUGACAAGACAUUCUAUGGUAGAUUCCUUCCAUAUUCAGUGGUUGACAAUGGUAGAGUCGUCAAAGUCAACAAUCAAUUGAUCAACACAACAGUUUCUACCGUUUUGGUCAACACCGAUCGAUCUGGUGACUCUAGAUGUAGAUCAGAAUCAAGAAAAUGGUUAAUUCCAACCAUCGUUGUAGUCGUAGUUGCAUAUCCAAACAAAGCAGAUAGAGAGUUCGAUUCAAUAUUUAAAUAUGAAAGAAUUCCAAAAAAUCCAAGAAGAAAAACAAGAUCUUUAGAUUUGACUAUUAAUCACACUUAA
This is a messenger RNA of Heterostelium album PN500, 2274 nucleotides long. RefSeq lists its product as uncharacterized. Bases 1 to 2274 code for a protein of 757 amino acids. The transcript has 16 exons. Lineage: Eukaryota; Evosea; Eumycetozoa; Acytosteliales; Acytosteliaceae. The record is from RefSeq and is a predicted model, not a curated record.